Molecule: messenger RNA, 1109 nt
Organism: Clarias gariepinus (North African catfish)
Lineage: Eukaryota; Metazoa; Chordata; Actinopteri; Siluriformes; Clariidae
Product: TLC domain-containing protein 4-B-like
Exons: 7
Coding region: 88-879 (263 amino acids)
Biological process (GO): lipid homeostasis
Cellular component (GO): endoplasmic reticulum; membrane
Source: RefSeq, a predicted model, not a curated record
ACCUUUUUUCUUUAGAGCAGAAGGCAUGAUGUAGCACCAGUGUGGAAUUUACUGCAUGCUGUACUGAGAUCAGCGGAUGAGGUGGCUAUGGAGCCUCUGAGCAUCCCUGUGGUGUUGGUUACUUUCUGCAGUUUCCUUGUCUCUCAGUGGAUCUUUCAUGUUGCAUGUCCAUGGCUGUCCGAGCGCCUCGUUCCUGCUUACCUUACACUCACACACAUGCAGAGGACAGAGUGGAACUCUAGGGUUGUCUCCACCGUCCAUGCUUUGGUUGUGGGGCUAUUUUGUCUUUACAUAUUACUUUUUGAUGAUGCUAUCAAGAAAGACCCUGUUUGGGGAGAUCCAACACUAGUGAAACUGAAUGUGGGCGUCACCACAGGCUACCUCAUCUCAGAUCUGCUGCUUAUGGUCUACUUCUGGGAUUUCAUAGGAGAGAAGUAUUUUGUUGUACACCACCUUGCUGCUCUCUAUGCAUAUUAUUAUGUACUGAGUCAGGGAAUAUUGCCCUAUUUUGCCAAUUUCCGUCUGCUUGCUGAAUUUUCCACCCCCUUUGUGAACCAGAGGUGGUUUCUUCAUGUUCUGGGAUUCCACAAGCUUUCCAACUUCAGCCUUGUGAAUGGAGUAGCCAUGGCGUCUUUCUUCUUCCUGGUGAGGAUUGCAGUCAUUCCAGUCUACUACAGCCAAAUGUACAGUGUGUACGGCACCCAGGCCUUCUACAGACUUACACUGGGGGCUCGAAGUGCCUGGAUUUUCUGCAGCCUCUGCCUUGAUGUCAUGAACAUCAUGUGGAUGCGCAAGAUCCUUCGGGGCUGCCUCAAAAUUAUACGCUCCAGCAGAUCCCAAAAACCAGAGAUGCUGUUGACGAACCCAAAAAUUGACUGAGACUGAGAAAGUCAUGUCCUAUGACUAUUGGUGUUUCAUCUUAAUAAACAAAUGCUGUGAUAAGAAAUAUUAAACCUUCAGGAUUAUGAGGGAGCAUGCAAGACAAUACAGGGUGUUAAUACAUAGGCCUACAUACAGAGCAAAUAGAAAGCACACUGUAGGUGAACGGUUACUGACUGGAGCCUAUGUGUGGACAUGAACAAAUUGUCAGUCCUCCCUUCUCUACCCAU